AUGAGUCUGGAGGAUACACUAGCUAACAUGUCGUUGUACGACGCCAAAAAGUACUUCCGUAAAGCUCAAAAUGUCAUGUAUAACUAUACGGACAUGGAAGGUAAAGUGCGUGAAGCCACUAACAACGAGCCCUGGGGUGCGUCAUCGACUUUAAUGGAGCAGAUUGCACAAGGGACGUACAACAUCAGGGAACGAGAAGAGAUUCUGGGGAUGGUGUUCAGACGGUUCACGGAGAAGGCUGGCAGUGAGUGGAGACAGAUCUACAAGGCGUUGCAACUGCUGGAUUACUUGAUCCGUCAUGGGUCUGAACGGUUUAUUGAUGAUGUUCGUAGUAGUAUCAGGUUGCUGGAGUUGUUGGAGACGUUCCAUUAUGUGGACUCUGAAGGCAGGGACCAAGGGAUCAAUGUGAGGAAUCGGACUCAGGAGAUUGUUCAACUGUUACAGGAUGAUUCAAGGGUCAGGUCAGAAAGGAAGAAAGCUCGUGAGACCACAAAGAAGUACAAAGGAGUUGCUGGUGGGUCUGUCGACACGAGCAUGAACCCCUCGGCAGGGUUCAAUAAGUCGCAUGGUACUGGGAUAAGUGUGAGUGCGGAUUUCGGUCAUCAUAGUGACGAUGAUGAUGAUGUACCAUAUCGUGGAAGGUCUACCACUUCGCAGGAACUGUUUUCCUUUGGAGACCAGCCAUCGACGGUAUCGGCACCAGCACCAGCUGAAGACGACGACGAAGACGAAGACGACGAAUUUUCAGAAUUCCAAUCUGCUACACCGGUUGCCAACACUGCAAGGCCACCUGCAUUAACGUCGUCGUUGCUCGAUUUCACUAGCAGCAGCGACAAUAAUAACACAAGCAGCCAUGCCACAGAAGUCGUCAUUCCUGCCAUCACUACAGCCAACGAAUCCAAGAAAUCCGAUCCGUUUAGUUCGUUGUUCAACAAUGCAAAGACCGAGAAACCAAUGCCAGCCACUCCUUCUGCUACAAAUGAUGACGACGACGAGGAGGAUCUGUUUGGAGAGAUGACAUCUGCGCCAACGACAGCUCCAGCUCCAGCUCCCGCAACAAAUAACGAAGAUCUCCUAGACUUGAUCUAG
Maudiozyma barnettii is the source of this 1089-nucleotide messenger RNA. RefSeq names its product Ent3p (gene ENT3). Gene Ontology annotation, biological process: endocytosis; Golgi to endosome transport. The record is from RefSeq and is a predicted model, not a curated record. The transcript has a single exon. Lineage: Eukaryota; Fungi; Ascomycota; Saccharomycetes; Saccharomycetales; Saccharomycetaceae. Gene Ontology annotation, cellular component: clathrin vesicle coat; plasma membrane; endosome. Bases 1 to 1089 code for a protein of 362 amino acids. Gene Ontology annotation, molecular function: phospholipid binding; clathrin binding.